Molecule: messenger RNA, 388 nt
Organism: Papilio xuthus (Asian swallowtail)
Lineage: Eukaryota; Metazoa; Arthropoda; Insecta; Lepidoptera; Papilionidae
Exons: 2
Coding region: 37-348 (103 amino acids)
Source: RefSeq, a predicted model, not a curated record
CUUACACUUUUGGAUUGUAAACAUUGCCUAGUUGAAAUGAAAAUGCAUCCAUUGAUAAAGAUCGUGUUGUGUUUCUUAGCAGUGCAAGGUGCGUGUGACGCACGUUUGGACGAUAUUAUUAAAAUAAAAUCAGAUAAGAAUCCAGUAAAACAGACGGACGGUAUAGAAUUCAGUAACAUAUCGCGAUCUACUCUUCUACAAAUAUUGUCAGCCAUUGAAGAAGAGACGCGCAGUAACCCGCCUGCUGCCAAGCAGACCCCGGUCUUCACCGCACAGUUCGCUAACAACAAAUAUACGAGACCGUUCAUAUAUCCAUUCAUACAUACCAGAGAUUUAUAUAUGGGCUAAUAAAAAUAAAACGUACUAGAAAUUAAUAUAAAUUAAACAU